AGUGAUAGACAGCUAAGAUCAUGCAAAGAUCCAAGAAGUAUUUUUUGCUCUUUUGGGGGCUUUUGGAGACGUGGGUGUUCAGCGGGAGUAUUCUGGGGUGGUCGGCCCUCCAUUACAUGCUGAAGAGAGAAGGGGUGUACGGAUUUUUGUGCCAUCCUAUUGAAGUGCCCUCUCAAAAUUCCAGCAGUUUUGUGGCGGAACCACUAAUUGACACGACGGAAGAUUACACACACACUGAUGUGCCAUUAAUACAUGUAGAGCUUUCUGUAGAAGUCGGUUGCGUAGCCCAAGAUAAAGUGCUGAACCUUGCCUACACGAUCGGUAUCUUCUGUGUCGGUUUCAGCGCCUUCAUAUGGGGCUUCCUCAUCGACAGACUUGGCCUCAGAAUCAUCAGGCUGCUUCUCAACUGCCUGAUAUCUGUUGGCACUAUUCUUCUUUCUGUUACAACAAAAGAAACGUCCUACCUGAUAUUCCCAGCCUUAAUUCUUUGGUGCCUCGCCGGCGUUCCACUACGCCUUGCUAACAUGCAGAUUGCCAAUUUGUUUCCGAACCGACGUUCUACAGUGAUAACAUUAUACAGUGGCGCAUUUACAGCGUCUGCUUCCAUAUUUAUUUUAACAAAGUACGGAUACGACGCAGGCCUGUCGUGGGAAUGGGUGUGCUACAUUCUGAUGGCAUACAGUGCGUGCAUGCUGCCCAUCACCCUCUUCUGCCUUCCUGUCGAUAGGAUACGGGACGACACCGAGAAGGGUCGACAGUCGAUCUUCAAGAAAGUGGGAGACAUCGCCGUCAUAUCAUCCGGGCAAGACGGAAAAUUCAACAUCAUACCAGGGUCUCCAUUUUCAGCUAAGAAAGUCAUAGAAGGUUUAGAACCAAUUCCUCAAAUGAAAGUCGUGCAGAACAUCGUCGAAAAAGAAUCAUCCGCAGUAGUUCCAGUUGAAGACCAGCUUCCUUUCCGAGUAGCUCUGACGUCAUUCUCAUUUUCCUUGCACCAGUAUUGGUUUUCCUGGCUCCUGUUGGCAACACUCAAUUAUUCUGGAUCACUGCACUUAUGGAUGGAGCGAAUAAGUUCCGACGUACAUACAGUAAGUAGGUACACACAGAUUUAUGGACUAUGUCAAGUUUCAUCAUUAAUUUUGGCACCCAUUGCGGGUAUAGUAAUGGACAGAACUCUGAAUUCAGCAGCUCAAGAGCCUGACUAUGAUAAAAGAAAGCUGAUCAUGUUGCGGUCAGGCUUCUGGCCAAUGUUGUUUACCACUGCAGCUCAGGCCAUUGUCCAGCUAUGCAAGUUUUUUGAAAAUGAUGUUUCAGUGUAUAUUUCUAUAUUUUUUACAACCAUUCUACGGUCGUUCCACGUCGCAGUUGCCACCGCUUAUCUAAGGAUUCGGUUUCCUGCAAGUCAUUUCAACAGGCUGUUGGGAAUUAUGAGUACUACUGCUGCCGUAGGUUCUUUACUGCAAUUCCCGCUCUAUGUGUGGGAAUCUAAGUCAGCAGAAGGUGUCCUAGAGGUUAAUAUAUUCAACUGUGUCACCCUGAUGGUAUGUUUUGUCCAUCCAUUGCACCUGUUGAUUACGCCUCUACAAAAAAGGUUCAUUAGAAGAGAGCACGAAGUCACACUCAAAUCGAAGGCAAGCUCCUAGUCAAGCGAGACACUAACAGCCGCCACCGUUUGGAGAUUCCUGACGUCAUGUCGGUCACACGGUCACCGACAUGUCUAGGCAGCCAUAGAUCUAAGAACAUUGUCCUAGGUCUUUUACUCACAUACUAUAGGAAUACUUUUAAAAUAGGGUGCCAAAACAAUUCUUAAUAAAGACUGGAAGAUAGCUUCAAGGUGAUAGUUGAUAAAUCGAAUGAGGAUUAUAUGCCAUAAAAUAACCAUCUAAGACGAAUCAAUUGCACAUAUGUAGAGUUUAAAAUAAGAUACGUCGUUUUGCGCAGGGGAUCCAACAAGUGUUUUUACAUAGUACAUAGUUGUAAUACUUAAAUCUGUUUUCAUCGUCCACCAACAACAAUUCUUAGUAAAGACUGAAAGAUAGCUUCAAAGUUAUAGUUCAUAAAUCUUCGAAUGAGGAUCAUAUGCCAUAAAAUCACCAUCUAAGACGAAUCAACUGUACAUACGUAAGAAUUUUAAAGGAAAUACGUCAUUUUUUGUGCAGGGGUUCCAACAAAUGUUUUCAAGCAAUACAUAGUUGCAAUACUUGGACUGUUUUCAUCGUCUACCAACAAUAAUUCUUAGUAAAGACUGAAAGAUAGCUUCAAGGUGAUAAUUGAUAAAUCUUCGAGUGAGGAUUGUAUGCCAAAAAAUACCUAUCUAAGAUGAAUAAACGGCUCAUUAUGUAAGAGAGAAGAAAUAUGUUGUUUUGUGCUGCGGUUUUAACUACCUACAUUAUGCUUUUAUGGCGUUUGGAUGAACACUUCUGCUACUUGAUGAAAAAAAUGCCUCAAUAAAAGUAAUAAUACUACUAAUCAUUAAGAAAUGUUAUAACUCUUUUUGAAUGAUGAAAGAAAAGCGACCGCAGGUGAGGCAAUACUUUUAACUGCAACUUCAGUUUUGUCUUAAUUGAACGUAAUGCAACUUUUGCAUCAUCAACGUGCAAAUAUUUUAAUUUUUAAAAAUAUUUUUUCACACGCUAAUAAAUAGAGAACAAAUAACACACAGCAGUGAUUUGUUGACAGAUAAUCCUCAUUAUAAUCAUUUUAGUAAUGAGAUUUGUUAUUAAAUAGUGAUGUUUAUUUUUGUAUAUAUGUAUGUUUAUUUAUACUCUUGAUUAUUUAAAGAU
Messenger RNA from Uloborus diversus, 2780 nucleotides. RefSeq names its product equilibrative nucleobase transporter 1-like. Gene Ontology annotation, molecular function: transmembrane transporter activity. Lineage: Eukaryota; Metazoa; Arthropoda; Arachnida; Araneae; Uloboridae. The transcript is spliced from 12 exons. The coding region runs from base 21 to 1640 and encodes 539 amino acids. The record is from RefSeq and is a predicted model, not a curated record. Gene Ontology annotation, biological process: transmembrane transport.